Molecule: messenger RNA, 2346 nt
Organism: Aspergillus wentii DTO 134E9
Lineage: Eukaryota; Fungi; Ascomycota; Eurotiomycetes; Eurotiales; Aspergillaceae
Exons: 5
Coding region: 1-2346 (781 amino acids)
Molecular function (GO): protein binding
Source: RefSeq, a predicted model, not a curated record
AUGACUUGGGAUUCCGCACUCUUAGACCGCCCGACCGAGUCCCUGAUCCUUCCUACAAAGCGACGAUUCUUCCCGUUCAAAAUCCCUAAUUUCCACCAGCAACUCCGCCACUAUAUCAGCACCACCGACCCCGACCGGAUUUACGUUGUGGUCGAUAGAGUCAUAUACUCAAUCCAUGUGUCAUCGGAAAAACGAGAGAGCAUAGCCUUCAUUCCGUUUGAACCAAAAUGCCUUGUCGCUGGUUAUGGUUGGAUCGCGGUGGGGGGCUCGGACAAUGGAGAGUGUGCCUUCAUAAAAAUGGCUGAUCGGAACGUGCGCAUGCACCCUGAUAUGCCAGACUACGGGCAGUCGGAUGUGGACAGCGCAUUGCCCAUUGAUCUCGAGUCCUCGAGGCUUUCGCCUUCCUUGACGCAGGGGGAGGAGUCAAGCUCACCUCGCCGUGCGGACAGGAUGCAACUGCCGGAGGUGCAACUCUACAAGUUCGGCGGGAGCAUUGUUAACUCGGUGACUAUUCAUCGUUUACCCGGUGACGGGAAGGGCUUAGCAGAUGAAGAUAUCAUUGUUCUCAGUAACAACGACAAAACCGUGACCAUUUAUUCCUUAACACAGGCAAAAGUCCUCAAGGUCCUUCAUCAUCAAGCCUGUAUGAACUAUGCGAUCGUGUCUCCGGAUUCGAGUUUUCUUACUGCAGUCGGCGACGAAAACCGUGCAUAUUUCUAUCAUAUGACCCGCGAUCCGGACCUGACUACCGUGACAGAAAAUGGCGAAAAGCUUGGCGACUGGGAUUGGAGUCUUCACCGGUGUAUAGAGAUGGACAUUAGCACACGUUCUGACGAAGCAUGCUUCACAGUCGCGUUUUCCCCUUCAAGUCACUUGUGUGCCAUUGGAUCGCAGUCCGGAGUUAUCAUUGUCUUUGACGUUGAUAUAAUCCGUCGAACCCUUGAUGGGCCAUACGACAAAAAGGCUAUUAUCUGCCACUUCCACUCUUCUAGGUCUUAUAUUGAGGGUGGCGCCGUGCGCUGUAUGUUAUUUUCUCCUGACCCAUGGGACCUUCUGGUAUGGCUUGAGGACAAUGGUCGUGCUGGAGUUGCAGAUGUUCGCCAGGCCUUUUCACGCAGACAGGUUCUGAACCUGGAUAUGAACGACCCGGGAAUACAACAAGUUCGUACACAGCCCGUCCCAGAAGACUCCGAAGGGUUGGGAUUCGACUUUGAUAGCCGAUCCUUUCCCGAAUCGCGCAAUGAAUUGGAUCCGACGCAGCGAGAAAUGCUUGAUUCAAUUGAUGGCUCAUCAAAUGAACCAGGUAGAGAAGGGCUCGACCGUUCAUCAUUGCGGGAGAAUCUGAUACAGGACCUCACUGAGCGAGAGAGAUUGAUUGUGGAGUUUCUGAACACAGCACGCUCAACAUCAAGAUUGGAUGAGAGCUUGACAGAUCGACGAACGAGACCGAACGUCCACCUGCCUCCUACAAGCCGUUCACGACUACCAGGUUUCACAGAUGGGAACGGUAGACCCUCUCGUCCUACUUCCCCUCUGCGUUACAAUGAUGCACUCCAUGACUUAUUUCGGGAAAGCUAUCUGGGUCAUGUGGCUGCUACCGAUCGCAAUUUUAAUGCCAGGCGUCAGGACUCUGUUGUGCUAUCCCAGGGCCAUUCUGGGACAAACAGUAGAGCAUCAGAGAUGGCAGACACCAACGUAGAGGCACAGCCGAGUAUCACGUUGAGUUGGACAACUUCGCCCUCGGAGCUGCAGUCUGCCACAUUGGAUAAUCUGUCUCGUGCUGCAGACCCAAGUACAAGUAACACCAGUACUCCCAGCAACGAAUCAGGCACGGGCAAUCGGCCACAGAAUGCAGCAGAUCGUCUAUCUGCAAACUUUGACCCUGGUAACAACACAACUAGCAUGCAUCCACUCCAGAGAUCCCAUCGGUCAAGUUCGACUCCGCGGCGAUCUGAGCGGCAAGAGUCCACGGCACAAGAAAGUAGACACGAACCUCCGCGUCUAUUGACAGCGGAUUUGAGGAGUAAUGUAGCUGCAGAACGCCUGCGGCGGCAGCGACAGCUCAUUAAUGAAACCCAUUCUCGAAACACCCAGCGGGAGCCACGCCAUCGGCAACAAUUGCUGGGGUUUGAACAGACUCGUUCGCCUCGGUGGAUUAGAAACAUUUUAAACGAACUUCCAGAUCGAAGCUUACAUGGACACCGAGACCAAGAGCCAGGUGGCACAGCUGGUAUUGGCUGGGGCACAGACGGCAGAACACUAUACGUUGCAACCGUGGAAGGAAUCUUUGAAUAUCAAAUCAAUAUCCAUGAUCGGAAGACCUUCCCUGUCUUUUCCUAUCGAUAA